Messenger RNA from Xyrauchen texanus (razorback sucker), 2366 nucleotides. RefSeq names its product phosphodiesterase 9ab (gene pde9ab). The transcript is spliced from 20 exons. Bases 144 to 1703 code for a protein of 519 amino acids. NCBI's taxonomy places the organism in Eukaryota, Metazoa, Chordata, Actinopteri, Cypriniformes, Catostomidae. Gene Ontology annotation, molecular function: 3',5'-cyclic-GMP phosphodiesterase activity. Gene Ontology annotation, biological process: cGMP catabolic process. The record is from RefSeq and is a predicted model, not a curated record.
AAUUCCUACUUAAAGAGCAGCACAGUGACUCCAGCAGCAGCUCUGAGUGAACAGACACGAAUGGCACAUGCUCAGUGCUCUUUGCUGGUCCAGAGAAUGAAGUAGCUAUAGACUGAGUAUCAGCAUCAAAAUCAGAAGUCAUCAUGGGGUCCAGCCCAUCAUCUCAUGCCCCUAAAACUCUUUAUCUGGAAGCAGAUGGAAAGGUUCAAAAGGUCAUUUUCAGUCGACACUGUAGCCCAUGUGACAUCAGAGAACUUCUUUGUUCAUCAUCCAGUAUUGCCAGAAACACUGCCAUACUUUUGGUUGACAUGGAAGGAGCAUUGAUAUCUAUCGACCCUACCAUGCCUACAAACACUCCAAACAACUUGUAUAAGGUUGUGCCCCAUUGCACAAGCCAAGGAGGAGAGAAGGAAGACAUGUUUCAUAACGUUCUGUCACAAGUGGCUGAGCAAUUCAGCAGGGCCUUCGGGAUUAAUGGGCUGAAGAUGGAGGUGACCACGAGAAUGGCCAUGCUGGAGAGGAGAGUGGAAUUAGAGGGGCUGAAAGUUGUGGAGAUUGAGAAGUGUAAGAAUGAUCUGAAGAAACUAAGUGAUGAAAUUACUUCUAGAGCAAGAGUGAGAGUGAACUGCAACUGCAAAUACAACUUUACUGAUGAUGAAAAAAAUCAGUCUCCCAGACGAGAUGUUCCAAGCUACCCAAAAUACACACUUUCUCAGCAAACUAUAGAGGCUCUGAAAAAGCCCACCUUUGAUGUUUGGCAUUGGGAACACAAUGAGAUGCUUAGCUGUUUGGAGUACAUGUAUCAUGACCUUGGACUGGUUAAGGAGUUCAACAUUAACCCCAUAACUCUCAAAAGAUGGCUGCUGGGAAUUCAAGAAAAUUAUCGCAACAACCCUUUCCACAACUUCCGCCAUUGCUUUUGUGUAAGCCAGAUGAUGUACGGAAUGGUCCAUUUGUGUAACCUUCAGGAGAGGCUGACUGUGACAGACAUGUGUGUUCUGAUGACCGCAGCAGUGUGUCAUGACCUCGAUCACCCGGGAUACAACAACACGUACCAGAUUAAUGCUCGCACUGACCUGGCAGUGCGCUAUAAUGACAUCUCUCCACUGGAGAACCAUCAUUGUGCUGUGGCCUUCCAGAUCCUCUCAAUGCCCGAGUGCAACAUAUUCACCAACAUAGAGCCUGACACCUUCAAACAGAUACGACAGGCAAUUAUUACUCUUAUUUUGGCGACGGAUAUGACCAGACAUGGAGAGAUACUGGACUCCUUCAAACAGAGAGUGGACAACUUUGACUUUACCAAUGAGGAGCAUGUCAAAUGUCUGAAGAUGGUCUUGAUCAAGUGUUGUGACAUCUCCAAUGAGGUCAGACCUACUGAUGUGGCAGAGCCAUGGGUGGACUGUCUACUGGAGGAGUACUUUAUGCAGAGUGAUCAAGAAAAGUCAGAAGGUCUUCCUGUGGCUCCGUUUAUGGAUCGUGACAAAGUCACCAAACCAACGGCGCAGAUUGGUUUCAUUAAGUUCAUCCUCAUCCCCAUGUUUGAGACUGUCAUGAAGCUCUUUCCUCAGAUCGAGGAGAUCAUGGUUCAGCCUUUGAGGGACUCUCGUGAUCAUUAUGAAGAGCUAAAGCAGAUGGAUGAUGCCUUGUCAGAGGUACACAAGAAGAAAACAGAGAGCCUGUCUUUAGGUGGAAAGAAGAAUUAGACAACAUGUUCCGUUUAUGGUAUCCCAGGCUGAUUCAGCCCCCAGUCUCCUGAAACUGAGGACCAGAACUGUUUGCGCUCUCCAAGCACCCUAUUUUGAAGGAGAGUUUUGGACCCCUUCGGUGUACGUGACGAUCGUCCAGAAGAGGAGAACACCAGUAGUAAGGAGAGGAGUCAAGAUAACAGACUGUUUCUUUUGCUGGUCUAAUUGUUCGUCACAGAUAUGUUUGCGGCAUUGAAAUGGAGUGCUUGGCCAUCAUAUUUUAUUUUAUUAAUUUAUUUUUUGGUCAAAGGCUUUGGUCAGUGGCAUUAUUUUUUUAUUGUUUUUAACUUAGUAUUGAGUGAGAUUUGCAGGAAUUGAUUUUAUUGUAUUAAAUGUGGGUUAGCACUGUCGCCUCACAGCAAGAAGGUCCUGGGUUCGAGUCCUGGCUCAACUAGGGCCUUUCUGAGAUUGCAUGUUCUCCCUGUGUUUGUGUGGGAUUCCCCCAGGUGCUUUCCACAAGUCCAAAAAUAUGCAGGUUAAGUGAAUUGGUGAUUCUAAAAUUGUCCCGUGUGUGAGUGAGUGUCCCCCAGCCACUGAGGGUUGUGUGAGGAAGGGCAUCCAGUGUAGAACUUGUGCCAAAUCAAAUAUAUAUAUACACACACACACACACACACACACACA